Molecule: messenger RNA, 1896 nt
Organism: Saccostrea cuccullata (small rock oyster)
Lineage: Eukaryota; Metazoa; Mollusca; Bivalvia; Ostreida; Ostreidae
Product: tripartite motif-containing protein 2-like
Exons: 1
Coding region: 1-1833 (610 amino acids)
Molecular function (GO): zinc ion binding
Source: RefSeq, a predicted model, not a curated record
AUGGCUUCGUCCAAAGAUCAACAAAGGGAAACAGAGAACGACACAAUUAAAUGUCCACUUUGCUUCGAACCAUUUACAGAACCUAAACUACUGGAUUGUUUGCAUACUUUUUGCAAGGAAUGUCUUGAAAAGCUUUGUGAACAUACUGGAGAUAGAAAGACAAUGUUGUGCCCCCUUUGUCGACAUGAAUUCUCGAUACCUAAAAACGGCAUUGACGGGAUCAAACAUAACUUCUACAUGGAAAUGCUUCUCAAAGAAAAAGAAGCUCUGUGUCAAGCAUGCGAGAACGGCGACAAAGCGACACAGCGAUGUUUUGAUUGCGAUCAGAACCUUUGCACAAAUUGUUACAGGAUACACCAAAAUUUGAAGACAACCAGGUCGCAUCGAAGCGUUGAUAUAGGUAAUGAAAUCACAGGAAUGCAAACUCAGACUUUUUAUUGCCCAAGGCAUAGUGGAGAAGAACUGAAGUUUUUUUGUUGUCAGUGCGAGAUUAAUAUAUGUCGUGAUUGUAAACUUACGAAACACGAAGGGCAUAAAACUGAAGACAUAGAUAUCAUUGCUGAAAAUUCGAAGAAGGCAUUGGAAUUAAAACUGGAGAAUUUGGUGAACUUAAAUGAUUUAUUGCUUUCAACGGCAAAUGAAGACAUAAUGAAUGUACAAAAAUAUCUUGAUGGUGAACGAGAGAAUUUGAUUAAAGCUAUCGAAGAACAGACAAAUAACAUUGUUGAGCGCAUUAGAACUAUUGGGGGCAAAAUGGUCAGCGAAGUAGACGCUCAUUUUGAAAAGGAAAAAUCGUAUCUGGACGAAAAAAAAUCUUUCAUUGUUCAAUCCACUGUAUCCCUAAAACGUCAGUGUGUCUACAUUCAACAAGUUCUGAAACAUGGGGUACUACCCGAUGUAACACAAGCUAACUCUUCAUUGCAUAACUUGAAAAUGAAGGAACUCUGCAGUGAACAGUGUGCAGUAAAUUCUUAUACUCUUCCAGUAUUUGUUCCCUCUGGGUUCGAGACUCAAAUCCCAAAAAUUGGAGAUCUAGAUUUUAUAGCAGUCAAUCUAAUACUAAAGGAAAAAUUUCGAUUUAACUGCGAUUGUCCCGUCAACAACGUGAUUUCAGAUAUUUUUUCAUCACGGGAAGGUACACAAUCCUGGAUUUUGUAUCAACACAUAAAUUAUGUUCCAAAGCAACUCCGGGAAAUAACGGGCGGUCUAUAUUCAGAAAGAGGAGACUUGGUUUCAGUGGUCAGAGGAAAUAUAAAUAAGAUUUUAUUUAAAUCUUCUGGAGAGGAGGUGCAUUUUACAAAAGUACAAACGUGGACCUCAUAUGAAAAACAGAAUAAGCAACAAACGCAGUUUGUUAGACCAGAUAUCCGUGCUGUUACCUUGAACGAAGAGGGUGAAAUCAUGGCACUUCUGACAAAAAAUCGUGUAGAGACUAUCGGAAGCAGAGGUCAGACCUUAAAAGUUGUUGAACUGAAUUCUGUAGUAUCUGCUGAUAAAAUCGCAUUCGGUGGAAAUCAUGUGUACUGUUUAGACAGAUCAAGACACAGUAUUGCAUGCUUUACGAAAAACUUUGAUUUCGUUAGAACUGUUGGUCCACCUAAGCCGUGCUUGAAUUCUUUUGAUCCAAUAUCCAUUUGUUGCGAUGGAAAAGGAAACGUGUUUGUUUGCGAUUACCAGAACGACCGUGUCUGUUGCCUUAUUGGAUGGCAAUUUAUAACUGUUAUUAGAGGGAUUCACCGACCUGUAGCAGUUGCUGCAGACAGCCAAGACAGACUCUGGGUCGGGAAGCAGAAUGGAGAAAUUGUAAUUUACGAAAUUAAGGAAAAACUCUAGACAUCAGUAUUGAAUCUCAGAGGUUGUUCUAGUAACAUAUUGUAUGGAUAUAAGAGUACGACA